AUGAGAGUGGUGCUGCUCGCGCACUCGUAUCUCGGCAUAAGCUGGAGCGUGCUCAUCUUCCGUUCGAGACUGCUAUCGCUCUUUCUGAACCUCUUCGAUCCUCCAUUGGCGCCGUAUCGACCUUCGCAAUACGUUGACCAGCGCAAUCUGGCAAGGGAGGGACAUAGUCGGGCGGCUCGCCUCAAGCAUUUUCUGCUUCGUCGCAGGCCGGGCUUACCCCAGUACAAGCGCAACCUGCUUGCUAUGUUCGACUUUCUCGCUUCAUCUGCAAUCCUCAAGACACUCCUUGGUCGCCACUACUCAGCACGGGACAUGCUGCUCACGCCGCUGAUCGUCGGUGCUCCCUCUCUUCGUUCGGUCCUUACGAGCACAGCCAGUCGAAUGUCACCGGCCCCAGGGGCGAGCAUAUUGUCAAGCUUGCGAGAUCAGCGGUGGCUCGCAAUGUGGCUCGUUGCGUUCACUGUAGCUCAUGAGACCUGUCAUGCUACUUUACUAGCCAUUCUGGCACGUUCGGAGGCAGCGACGAAAGCCGUUCGCCUCAUCGAAGCGCGCGGGCAAUCAGUGCGAGCGAAUGUCUCGGACGCAGAGUGUCCUGUCUGCCUUGGCUCGGGUCCAACGUGGGAUACCGCGACGAACGAUUCGCCGUUUGCCGGUGGGCAAGAGAAUCCUCUGGAAGCGUUCUGCUCGGCGGAAGGUCACGAGCUUCACCGUCAAUGUCUCUUUCGUUGGUUCGAAGAGAAGCAACUCCAGCAGCGACUGUCUCGCAGACUGCCUUUUGCGGCUCAAGACACAGUCCGCAUCCCGGGCUUGAACUUCACACUCAACUUUGAGGGACAGCUUCAAGGCUUCAAUGUCCGUGUCACCCAGCUGGCGCCGACGCCCACACCGCAACUCAUCGGACAAGCGAUGCGACCAUGGGGAAUGCCUAUCGACGGUCACUCGAUCGUGCGCAGUCUAGACGAGGUCGAUCGCUCGGCGAACGACGGUAUACACCUGUACUUGCUUGACAGCUUUGUUGCCUGCCGCCAUGCGCACGGCCAAGUCUGGUGGCAAGACUUUGACGAUCAGACUGCCAGAGCAGCACGUCUAGCGUUUUCGGCGCACAGCGGAGCUUCCAGGGUGGCUGUCCUCACAGCCUCUAAUCCUGGACCAUCCUGCGCGAUCUGUCGAGGGCCGCUCAGCAUAGAAUUGCAUGUCUCGCCCCCGCCAAAGGUUGCAGAUCAGACAGAAGAACGAAAUUCAUCGAUUCUAUCGCUCAGCAGCAAAGCAGCCAGCAGCAUCUGGUCGGUCUGGUCAGACAGUCUGGGACCUGCCAGUGUUGCCGCGAAGCUAGCAGCUUCAAGCUUCUGGACCCUCUUCCUCUGGGUCAAUUCACGAGCAUUGGCUGACGAAUACUUUAGCGUUCGCGCAUCGAGGGAUCUGCCAUCAACAUAG
Mixia osmundae IAM 14324 is the source of this 1434-nucleotide messenger RNA. RefSeq lists its product as uncharacterized. The coding region runs from base 1 to 1434 and encodes 477 amino acids. The transcript is spliced from 2 exons. The record is from RefSeq and is a predicted model, not a curated record. Lineage: Eukaryota; Fungi; Basidiomycota; Mixiomycetes; Mixiales; Mixiaceae.